Messenger RNA from Oreochromis niloticus (Nile tilapia), 866 nucleotides. RefSeq lists its product as uncharacterized. The transcript is spliced from 7 exons. The coding region runs from base 41 to 763 and encodes 240 amino acids. The record is from RefSeq and is a predicted model, not a curated record. Lineage: Eukaryota; Metazoa; Chordata; Actinopteri; Cichliformes; Cichlidae.
CUUCAAACAAGCAGAGGUGACUGAUCUCGGAAACGAUUUAAUGCAUUUAAAAAUGGCUACAGCUACCGUCAGCAUGCUUGCUAGCUUGAAAAUGAGUGAUUCAGAGGAUCCCGAGCUGGAGGAAGAGCUUCAGGCUGCUGACGAACUCCUUCAAGAUAUGCAGAAUGAUGCACAGAGUGAACCUCAGCCAAGACCAGUGCGCUGGAAAAAACGUGACAGACAGGGAGAUUUUAUUCCUCAAAGACCAUCAACCAGUCGAAGUACUACUUGCAUGCCACGUGUGUCCAGAGAUCAGCAUCAAUGUCCACGUGAAGAAACUAGUUAUGUUACCAGUGUCAACCCAACAAAAGUGUAUGGAACUGAGGUGCUCCGUCAGGAGCUCCUUCAGUUGUUGGAGGAUGGAGAAGAGGACGCAGCCAUGACUUGUGAGACGUCGUCUGAGUCAGCUGCUACUCACUGGGCGAUUAGAAAUAUGGUGUCCUCGCAAAAGUGGAAAGAGGCCAGGCCUUGUCUUAUAGACAAUAUGUUAGCUACUCUGGAUCCACAGUCACACAGUGUGUGUCAGUGUGGCAAACAAGUAGUUGUGAGGUGUCUGGACUGCCUUCCUCUUCCAUUCCUUUGUGCUGACUGUGAUAUUGCAGUUCACACACGCUUUGUCCUGCACAACAGAGAGGCAGUAACAGGAGGGUUUUUGCAGCCUUCAUCAGAGUUUCACAAGCCAAUAGUUCGGCUGUUGCCUGUCCAAAGGCCAGACCGUGUGUGACUGCCCAGCAGGUAACGUUGAGGUUUCACCCGGCUCAAUUGUGGCUCUUGUAACCAUAAAUGGCCGUUAUAACCUUGCACUGCCAGUGGUGAGAUGCACCAGC